CCUUACAGCAGGCAUGAUAGACAUGGAACAAUACGUGUAAACCGGGACGGACUCUGUUUUUUUUUUUUUUGUCUGGUUUGUGGAUAGGACGUCUGAAGGGACCUUGUGAACAAUGUGAGGAUUAUAUCUCUGAUUACUGGAUCUUUAUUUGAAGUUUAACAACUGGAGAUUUUCUCUCACCUGUGGAUAUGUGGCCACUGAGUGCUGUGAUUUUUUUACUCUGUUGUUCCGGUUUUUGGUGUCAUGGGUGUAAUCUGACGAAGCCGUAUUUUCAGUCCAGUAAUUUCUACAAUGUUCUCCGAUGGGAUGAUGUAGAGAUUCCAGGUCAACUUGAUCUCUACAGUGUCCAAUACCACAUUUACGGAGAAGCGUAUAAACCGGUGACAUGGUGUCAGAACAUCUCUGUUUCUCUAUGUGACCUCACGAAUGUGACAACUGAUGUGGAAUCUAGAUAUUUUGCAAAGAUUACGGCCAGUGGACAGUGUCUGGGCGAGGUUGAAUUCUCUCCGCUUAAGCAAACCACUUUGGAAGCACCACAGUUGUCAGUGUUGAGGAACAACACCUCCCUGACAGUGAAGGUUACACCGCCGAUGGGUCCUGACAAUCGCCCCAUUGAGAUGAUCAGCUGCUGGGGAACCUGCAAAGAUUUAGGAACACAGUCCAUUAAGUACAAAGUUCAUCUGACGCAUCCUAAGUCUGUAGCUGGAAUGGUAUUUGAGGGCACGUCUGACUCAGUGGUUAUAUGGCUUGUAGAAAUGGACACGCAAUAUUGUGGUGAUGUUGUAUAUUCACUCUCACUUCCCUUUUCAUCUCGACAGAGUGAGAAAGCCUCCUUUUGUGUGACUGUCUCAGCACGUCAAUCAUGGUUUCUCAUAUUUCUAUUUCCUGGUCUGAUGGCUCUUCUCCUGCUGAUUAUCAUUCCCAUAGUGCUCUACCAGCAGUCUGUGAAAAGAAUGUGUUCCUUGCCAAAAGCGUUGAUACUGCCAAAGACCAAUACUCUUCCACUUUGGGACAAUUCCACCUGGGACGACAUAUCCAAAGUUCAGGUGUGGUCGGGAUUUAGUGACAUCUGCCAAAAAAAGCUUUCACAGGUCUCUUUUGCCCAGGAGCGGUACAAGGUAAUUGGAUAUGCAUCUCAAGUCUCCCAUGACUCUGCGGGCAGUCAACAGGGAACCGCAGGCGACGGCUCCGAGCCUUCUAUCAACUACAGCAUGGCCGUGGGUUGUCCAGAUGUCCAGAUCUCAGAUGAUCCAUCAACUGAUGACAGGACUGAUGAGACCAGCUCAGAAUUAUCUGGACUACAGUCGGUUUGGGUCGAAGAGACCAAUGUUCCUAUGGACCAAGAGCUUGCAGACUCUGAUAUUAACAGCAAACCUUUGGUGGUGCCGGUUAUAACUGGUUCCAAUGGUGCAUUGCAGCUUCAUGAAUUUUUCUUCCAGAGUUCUCCAUUACUAGCUCUUGACUCAGAGACUUUACGUGGAGAAAGGACACCUUUACUAACGGAUCUACUAAUAGAGGGCUCAAGGUGUAAUGUUGCUUACCUGCCUGUACAUGUUUCAAAUAUCUCCGAUGGCCUUUCCCUGAGUUUCUCACGUGAGACGUCAAACUACAGGGAGAACUGCCUGCCAGGUAUGCCUUUGGAGAGACAACAAGACCAGAGGACGUAUAUUUUAAAGACUGAUCACGCUCAGGUCUCGACUGUACAGGAAGAGGAGGAGAACAUCGCAGAUGGAGAAGAAUCAAGAGUUGGUUUGAGCUUUCUGGACAGAUGGAUGCUGCAAAUGCAAGGAUGAUCUUUGUCUUAACUCAAAAUUGGGGAGUUCCUCUAAACUGAGAAUUGCUGGUCACCAGCAUAAGGUGUCGUUUGGAUCCUGGUUUCCAGCAUGGGAUGCUGGGCUGCUGGUGUCACCAACGUGGCUUCUUAACUAGCUAAAUCAGCAAGACCUCCCUUGGUCAGAAAGGCCGUGCUGGUUGGCCAGCACCAAACUAGCACUAACCAGCCAGGGCUGCGUUUCCCAAAAGCAUUGCAAGCUUAAGUUUACGAUGCUUCUGGGAAAUGCAACCCUGGACUAGCAUGGAAAUUCACGCUGGUCUAACCUCAUCAUUUGAGCAGGGAAUGUUCUAUGAAAUGCAGUCCUUCAAUGUGUCCUGGAUCAGGGAUUUAGACUUGUCCUUUCCAAAAGACUAGUUCAACUGAAUGUUGUAUUGAAAGGAUGAAACAAACUUGAAUCCUUCUGUAUCUUUGAUUUCUUUUUCUUUCUUUUUCAAUUGAAUGGAUGCUGGUAACUGUCCAUGUUAUCCUAGAUGUAUAUAAAUAGCCAAUUUAAUUUGUUAUUCUGCUGCAAUCUGGUCUCAAAAAAUCACGUUACUAUAACUACAUUUUGCAUAAUGAGUUUUACGUUUUAUUGCUGCAGUUUUCUGGUGAAAAAGGUGCAGUGAGGUGCAACAACAUCGAGUUUUAUUCACUUUCACUCAAAUCAUGGGUAAAACGCCACUUUAUAAACAAGUAUUUUUCGCUCUGUUCCCUACACAAUACUAUCUUUUGACAUCAAAACACUUUUAUGAUUAUGCAUGAUUAUCAAUACAAGCACAAGUGUCGACACGUGAGCCGAAAGUCACAUAAGCCACACGAAAUUACGUUGUUGCGUUUUUUUUAUCUCACAUUUGUUUUUAUGGCACUUUCGGUUAAGUUUAAGUGUGGGGUUUUGGGCAGGGAUGUCGGUUUGCUUUUUAUGACAUUAUCAGUUGAUAAGUCGGUUAAAGGUUUAGGGUAGGGAGGUACUGUAGGUUUUGUUGAUUUAAAACUCCAUAGAGCAUUAAUCAAAACUGAUCUUUUGGGAGAACAUUUAGCAAGCUUUUAGCACCCCUCGGUGGACAUUUCACCUCGGAACUGCAGUAAAACAUGUAAUGAAACACAAAAUAUCAUUUUGCAAAAAUGCCGCCACAGUCACGUCAUUUUCAUUAGAUCAGGCUGUUAUAUUGUCUGUGCACUUUGACUGAAACUAAGCUGUAGCAUUGCAUUGUUCACGGGUGUUAGCCUGCUGUUUCAAUUUUUAUUUAAACAUAUUUGAAGAUUACAUUUAAUUCAUGAGUUAUAAUUAAUGAAAUUUCAUUAUGUUGUCUUAACAAAUCCAACAUGCUGUUAUUCGACAGACUUGGUUUAAGAUUCUCAAAAAUGUAUGACAGUUACUCGUUCUAAAGCUACAUCCACCAAACUUGGCACAGACCUUCAGACUGUUCUGACUCGGGUUGCUAUGACUUUUCUAACUGAUCUGAAUUAUAGUUUUCACGCAGCAGAUGAUCCAAAAUCCAGAUGGAAUGUUCAAACGGGCCAAGACUAUACAAACUCCAACUUUCAAAAAAAUUUAAAAACCCACCCAAAGCCUAAACUCUCUCUCUCUCUCUCUCUCUCUCUCUAUCUCUCUCUCUCUCUCUCUCUCUCUCUCUCUCUCUCUCUCAUUAGUAUUCUUAUUAUAAUUCCUGUAGCUCUAAAUUGCCCAAUAAUUCAAGAUCUCCUUGGUAAAAAGUUUUGAAAUUUGGCACAUUGAUACUACAGGCCACAUGUAACUACCCCACCAAAAAUGGCCCACGUGAGCCUAUAGGUGAUGCUACAGGCCACGCCCCAAUUUGUCAAUUUUCAAAGUGAUGCCAUUUCCUCCCCAUAAGUCCAACAUUUCUGAAACCUGGUAUAUAUGCUUCAUUUCUCAUGAGGAACAAAAAAGCCUCUAGAACCCAUAAAGUCCGCCAUGAUGGAUUUUCCUGUACAAUACAAAUUUGUCCAAAAUUACAAAAAUCUACUCCUCCUGAACCAUAGCUCCAAUUGACUUGAAACUUGGUGUGUAUGUGUAGGAUACAUGUCUUUCAAUUUGAUAUUUAGCAAAAAUGAAUACAAUACAAAAUGUCUGAAAGGUGCGCAUUUAUGUAAAUGUCCACACUGUCUCAAUAUCCAUAUGUCCAAAAAAUCUAAUGCCAUUUUGACUAAUGUUUUUUCCAACCUAACAGGCUUCAAGAUGACAUCACUCUGAAGUACUGUGCAAACUUUCACCUUGAUAUGUCAAAAGAUGACAGAAUUACAGUUUACUAUUAUUUAUCACUAACGCUACAAUAAUGCUUUACAAAUCCGCUAGUCAUAAAACCAAUACUUUGAUUCAGUCACCAGUUCAUAUGAAGACUCUUGCAAUGUUUAAUAACAAAUUAAUGAAAUGUUGUGUACAUGUGUGAAGUACAUGUCUCUACCAUGUCAGUUUUUACAUAAUUUGCAGUUUUGAGGAGGAACACGGAUUACAAGAGUAACUUCAAAUAUUUAUUUCUUUUUUAUACAAUUAUGACUUCAAUGUAACAGUAACAUUAAUGGGUUUGAACAGUACUUGUACAUUAUAUUUAAUUUACAUCUCAAAAUAACCAUACAAAGAUUUCAGGCUCGAGAGGUGUGUUGUUAAGAACUCAUAAUAGACAUGAGCGCAUACCGUAAUGCCGGUCAUGAAUUUGCAUAUCAGACAAAAGAUUCUCAUGUUUCUUUGACUUGGUGUGGUAGACUUUAAGGGGAUUUUACAGUCUAUCUAUGAGGAAGUCCUGAAGUACAUUUGGUACUGCAUCACUGGUCUCAUAAUAAUAGAAAAAGCUCUUUGUUAUGGGAAAAACAAACAUAGCAUUGCAAAACUAUGUUAUUGAGGUUAUUCACAUAUGUAUUGGAACAUUGGCGUGAGGCACCUGUAAUUUGCUGUACAUGCUCACUGUGUUCUGAGGAAUAUAUGCAAGAAAAUCAGAUAAAGCAACACUAGAAAAAAACCUAAUGAGCUAAUCGUACCACAGUUUUAACCAGGGACUAAUAAUAAUUUUUUCGGUUCGUUCUGAGCAAAAACAGUAUUUUUUCGUUCUGGUUUUUAGUCCCUGGUUUUAACAGAUGGUUCAGCACUCAAACAUGUCGACUUGUGCUCAUUGUGUAAUUAUUAAAUAACUCUCACAUGUGUCCUACCCUAUUGCUAAUCACACUCUUUAUUUCAUGGUAAGACAAAAGUCUAGUUGUGUUGAUGCAAAGAAUUGAUUUGACAAAUCAAGUGGCUUCCUUAAACGAACUGUGUAAUUUCUGUAGCACCAGAUUUUCAGUGAUUUUCAAACAGGUUUCCUGAACAAUCCCACUUCUGCCAUUGGUCAAACAAACAGAUAGUCCUGCACGAAACUCACACAGUUGGUUGAGCCAAUGUUACUGUGUCAGGCAGGUCAAGUCAUUUAAACAAGCAGAGCAAUAUUUUGAUAGCACAACAGUGUUUUCAGGGAAACUGGCCUGAAAAUGAUUUACUUAGUUGACUCUACAUAAUAGGCUGGGAUAGGAGUAUUUUUUUAAAUACAGUACUCUUAAUGUCUUUUUUUUUUUUACUUUUACUUGUUGUUACAUUGGUGUUGUACUGCAAGUUUUACGGCUUAGCCCAUAUGUCGAUUGCCCUUUUAAAAGACUGUUUCACAGUGUAGAUCUUGUUCACAAAACAGCACAGAGAGCAAACAACGCAAAAGCCAAAGUCAUUUUCUUUCCCUUGACAGCAGUUGACAGCAGUUGACAGCACCAUUAAUAAAUGAGAAGAUAAUUGUGUAAAGGUGCCAAGGUAGUCGCUGAUAAUUGCUUGGUGACAUGAAUGCUAUGAAAACAUAUCCAGGUCACACUGAUUUAAUCUUAGAACGGAAAAAUAAGAAUUGACCUUAGGAAAAUGAAGCCCUUUUUAUAAUUUCUUGCAUUGUGAUGUUAUUGUUGUUUUGUUUCGCGUUGCAGUAAUCAGUGGAAUUGUGCAGGAAAAUGUGCUUAAUUGUCAUGCAAUUUAUAUGCUAUAAAGUUUACAUUUUAGUCUAAAAAAAAAUUCAUUUUCUUUAAGCAAAACUAAAUAUUUUAUUUCUUUAUUUUGAUUUUUGGGGUGAAAUAUAACCUGGACAUGUUCUGGACAGCUUUCUUGAGAUUCGUCCAUAAACCAUAAAGUCAAUAGAAGAAUAGAGUGAUUUUUUUCUGUUAAAUAUCUACAAAAGUCAUACUUACUAUAUUCAUUUGAAAGUUGCAAUAAAGUAAGUCAUAUAUUUCUCAUCAGUUCAUUAAACUUCGGUGUCUCAUAUGAUGAGGAAUAAUUCAUUUUAGAUCUACUUCUGUCCCAGUGCUGGAAUAUAAUUUGGUACUAGAUUUCCAUUCGGAAUAAAAAAGGAGUACAUGCAUUAGAUGUAAUAAAUUUGGUCUUUUACGGCUCAUUAUAAAGUUGGUGCUCGGCUUAAGGGAGGGGAACUUGUUAAUGGAGCUGUUGCCUUGAGAUGAUAUUUGAAAGUGAAAUUAGAGUCCCAACAGAACGGCCUUUAACUCUGUCUGUCUCAUUCUGUGAUUAAUGAGCAGUAAUCGAAUAAUCAGAUGUAUCAUUCCAUGUUCCUCAUAAUAUUUUGUUAUUGUCAGUCAACACUAAUAAUGAUUAGCUGAUUAUAUAUAUGAUUGGUAGUUAUGAUAU
This is a messenger RNA of Myxocyprinus asiaticus (Chinese sucker), 6473 nucleotides long. It is a transcript of the gene ifnlr1, whose product is annotated as interferon lambda receptor 1. The coding region runs from base 189 to 1793 and encodes 534 amino acids. The transcript is spliced from 7 exons. Gene Ontology annotation, molecular function: protein binding. The record is from RefSeq and is a predicted model, not a curated record. Lineage: Eukaryota; Metazoa; Chordata; Actinopteri; Cypriniformes; Catostomidae.